Molecule: messenger RNA, 418 nt
Organism: Oreochromis aureus
Lineage: Eukaryota; Metazoa; Chordata; Actinopteri; Cichliformes; Cichlidae
Gene: rnf7
Product: ring finger protein 7
Exons: 3
Coding region: 86-418 (110 amino acids)
Biological process (GO): protein ubiquitination; ubiquitin-dependent protein catabolic process
Cellular component (GO): Cul5-RING ubiquitin ligase complex; nucleus
Molecular function (GO): zinc ion binding; ubiquitin protein ligase activity; cullin family protein binding
Source: RefSeq, a predicted model, not a curated record
ACUAGCACUGGCGCUAGCAUCACCCAGCUGUUUCAUCCAUUUUGUUUAGCCUAGCUAAGCUGCGUGUAUUUACAGUGCGGCAGAGAUGGAUGACGGCGACGAGCCGGGUUUAGUCCUCUCUCACAAUACUUCGUCGGGCUCCAAGUCGGGUGGGGACAAGAUGUUUUCUCUGAAGAAGUGGAAUGCUGUAGCUAUGUGGAGCUGGGACGUUGAGUGUGACACUUGUGCCAUUUGCCGAGUACAAGUAAUGGAUGCGUGUCUACGAUGCCAGGCGGAAAAUAAACAGGAGGACUGUGUUGUUGUGUGGGGAGAGUGCAACCACUCCUUCCAUAACUGCUGCAUGUCCCUGUGGGUGAAGCAGAACAACCGCUGCCCCCUCUGCCAGCAGGACUGGGUGGUUCAGAGAAUCGGCAAAUAA